GAAAAAGCUCCCAAUAGUUCUAUAAUCAAUUGCAAAAGCCCGGCAAGUUUCUAUUGGCUAACAACAACCCGUCGGGGAGAAGUUCGCCGUAUCGAAGGUUGGACUUGAAGACAGUUUUCUUGAGUUGAGCUUUUUCUUUACACAGUUUAGUAAUGUCAUCGAUAGAUGUAUGAAUAUAAUGAUUGGAUUACUGGGGCUGGAUUUCUUUGGUUUAGUUUUGGGGGUCGUCACACAUUUGCCAGCAGUGAAAGUAGAAACCUUAGAUCCAAGUUUCGACGUCCCAAUCACCAACGUGACGGCCAUUGUUGGGGACACAGUAACGCUACCAUGUUCCAUCAAAGAACUGGAGAACUACAAGGUGAUGUGGCUAGACCACAGAAUGAAGACUCUUACCCUAGAGACGAGACGAAUUAUAGCAGACGAGAGAAUCACAAUCGAGAGGCCCCACAUCAGCGACUGGAACCUUUUUAUUCACGGAGUGGAGCUCUCUGAUGCAGGAAAAUAUAUGUGUCAGAUCAACACUGUGCCGGUCAAAAUCAAAUACAUCGUGCUUUCUGUACACGAACCACCUGCUAUCAUUCCUGGAAUGUCCAGUCCACAAAAAGUCACCGCUAAAGAAGGAGAAACAGUUCAGCUCGUCUGCAAUGUGACAGGGGUUCCCGCGCCUACAGUCACGUGGUACAGGAAGUCCUCUCACAGCAGAAAUCACAUCAAUAUGGAAGUGAUUGGAUAUGACGGAAUGGUUCUACAAAUACGGAACAUCAGCCGUUAUUGUGAUGACGUUUACCGAUGUGUCGCUAAUAACGGAGUGGAACCAUCGGCUAGCCGAGAAAUGACCGUAACAGUACAGUUUCCUCCAGAGGUACGCGUACAAAACAGGAAAAUACAACAAAAACUGGGUAAAGAAACAAUAUUGGACUGCAGAGUGACUGCAAACCCUCAACAAAACAGUGCAUGGACCAAAAACGGCAUCACAAUUGAAAACGAUGAAAAGUUUGAAAUUGAUCUAUAUCGAGACUACACAAACUCUUUGACUUUGAGUUUAAAGAUAUCCGACAUCCAGAAUUCUGACUACGGAGCUUAUCGCUGUGAGGCACAAAACGAACUUGGUCGUGAUUUUCAAGAUACAUAUCUUCUUGAGUUAAAGCCAAUGACUCCAGCACCCACCACUCCAAGUACCACCAAGAGGACCACAACACCCAGCAAUCAGUACAUCUUCCAGUGGACCCCAAGGAAUAAACCAAUAACGCCCAGAAAAGACUAUCAAAGCAAAGACCUAGUGCUCACACUUCCUUUUGAACCAAUACAGAAACCACAAGGUGUAAAUGGUCAACCUGGAUGUGUUUCAUCUGUAAAUGCUAUUUCUAUGAUUGGAUUAUUUGCAACUGUCUGUAUGCUGAAAAGGUGAAUGCAGCUUUCUGAAUUAGGAGAAAUGGUGCAAAGUUAUUGGAUUGCAGAUUCCAUUAAACGGCGGAUUCCAUAGCUCAGAAUAACUCAUCUUUAGCACAAAGAAGACCAAUCUAUUAAUUCGGAAAUUGAGAUCUAGAAACCCGUUAGAUGAUUUUUGGAUGUUUCAAUUUUUUCAUAAUAAACAGCCAUAUUCGGAAUUACUUGCACCUGUUCAUCGAGAAUCCAGUUGUGUUCACGGAUAAUGGAUGUCACGUGAUAUUGAGAGCCCGAUCCUCUCGGCCCGUGGACGUUGGGAUAUACUUAAAACAUCAUAUAGAUCAUGGAUUCAUUGAAUGAUUCAAUCAUUUUAUUUGUGGUUGUGAAGAAACUUUCUGUAUUGUCACGUCCUUUGCCUUGUUGACGUAUGAAUCAUAAAGAACGAAAAAGUUUUCUUACAUGGGAUAAAUGACCCAGUUCAUCACUGUUUUAUUUCUAAUUAACUUACAAUGAACAGUUUUUCAUUCAUGCACUAUAACCUGUAUACUAAUAACAUAUCUGUUUUGUUGGGUCAAAAUACGAAUAAACCUUUAAUUUGGAGAUGUCAUCAACUGCUCUGUAGUUUAGUUUUGCCAUGGCUGAAAGGAACAGUGUAUACGAACUUUUCAAGGGGAGUGUGAAUGACUGCAUUGAUAGAAAAACUGAAAGUUAUAGCAUUUUUAGGUCUAUACAUUUUAUCUUUCACAAUGACAAAGUCCCAAGUAACAGCGAGUGAACGGCGCCCGUAUACCUUUUCAAAAAAUCGUAUCUAACUCAACAACUUUGAUACUUAUUGUGCACUGAAUUUAAAGCACUAAGUUUUAAAACGCAUAGUCAAAUACAGCCAUAGUCUAGGCACACAUCUAGGUGACAUUUACAAUUAUACAAAACUUUAGGACCAUCACCAAAACGUCCGUAUCUAUAUUUCCAUUUGUUUAUUCCUUGAAUACAAUAAACUGAAUGAUGGCCGUUAUGUACUUUAUCAUCUGCGAAAUCUCUGAAACGGAGAAAAUAAUCAUUUCUAUCCAACAGAAAUAAGUCUGUAAAAAGCCAAUGGAAUAAUACGUUUUUAUAGGAGAAUCUGAUACAGAGGGGCGGUUAUUUAGCGGAAUAUGAUACAAUAAUAAUCGUUUUAUUGCUUGUAAUACGCGCAUUUAAAAUUCAAAACCGGGAAAUUCGUUUGAUUCCGGUCUUUGAUGCCAUAAAACUUAAUAUUCUCAGAAAUGAGAGAGUGCCAUUGUUCCAAUUAUUGAGAAUUGUAAAGAGCAAGCAUUUUGACAUGCGAAGGGAAUGUUUUUGUUUUAUCGAAUGCUAGAAUGUAGCAAAUGUCCGUGAACUGGUACAUUAUCAGCUACCAUAAGUGUAAAUUAUAAUUUAUGUCCAUAGGACUAGUUAUUAUUCCUCGUUUUAAAAUUCAUAGCACACGGUAAUUGAGUAUUUAAAAAACUCCGAUGCCAAAACUUAUGUAUAAAUUAGCUACUCUGAAAUGUUUAGGCAUUCAUAUUUUGUCGUAUUUCAUCUUUUUUAUCCUUAAAACAUAGAUGUGUUGUAAUUCUGGUCGAUGAUUUGAUGUGCAUGUCUUUCAGUCAAGAAAUUUAAAUCACUGAUCAUGUACAAUAUUUAAUUCUACAUUCAAAAUUACCUAAGGAUACCUUAUAGCCAUGUCUAUUUACACAAAGGUUUACACAAUAUGAUAUAUACGAGAAUUUCAUGUUUCGUACACUGUCUUAAUGUUUUAUUUGUUGAAGCUUAUGUUUUCGGCGAUGUAGACUUGUUGUUUAUGACAGGAAUGCAAGGACAAUAUUUGAUAUGUUUAUAGUUUAGAUCAAAACUAAAUUGAGUUGAGGUUUGGAUUGAGUGUUAUAUUUUGAUUACUAGUACUGUAAAUGUGUAUGAUUAAAUGUUCCAGACUGAAUGCAAUGCAUAAACAAGUAAAAUGUACAUAGUAUAACAUUGUAAUAGAUGUGUACAUCUGCAAUCAUCUUAAUGCACAGCUAAUGUGCAUGUACAGUGUAUAUUUGAAUCCCAGUAAACACGAGGUGAACUGA
Molecule: messenger RNA, 3473 nt
Organism: Ostrea edulis (European flat oyster)
Lineage: Eukaryota; Metazoa; Mollusca; Bivalvia; Ostreida; Ostreidae
Product: lachesin-like
Exons: 9
Coding region: 170-1408 (412 amino acids)
Cellular component (GO): neuron projection
Source: RefSeq, a predicted model, not a curated record